Phalacrocorax carbo (great cormorant) is the source of this 1633-nucleotide messenger RNA. The record is from RefSeq and is a predicted model, not a curated record. Lineage: Eukaryota; Metazoa; Chordata; Aves; Suliformes; Phalacrocoracidae.
CGCCAGGUCGCUGAGCCUCCCCCGCCGGCGCUGCCGCCCUGGACAUCGGCGGGGCCCCGCGCAGUUCCCCCACGUCCAGGACCCACGGCACUGCAGCAAUGUCUCUGCCGGGGAGCAGACGCUCGUCCACUGGAUCACGAAGGCGCCCCUCGCCCCCCGGGAGGGACACCUACGGCACCUCCUCGCUGAGCAGCAGCAGCAAUUCUGGCUCCUGCAAGGGCAGCGACAGCAGCCCCACCCCAAGACGCUCGGCCAAGUACAACCUCUGCAGUGACAACCAUGGGAUAAAGCCUCCAACACCAGAGCAGUACCUGACGCCCCUGCAGCAGAAGGAGGUCUGCAUCAGGCACCUGAAAGCUCGCCUGAAGGACACACAGGAGCGGCUACAGGACAGGGAUGCUGAGAUUGAGGACCUGAAGACGCAGCUGUCACGGAUGCAGGAGGACUGGAUCGAGGAGGAGUGCCAUCGCGUGGAGGCCCAGCUGGCACUGAAGGAGGCCCGCAAGGAGAUCAAGCAGCUGAAGCAGGUCAUUGACACGGUGAAGAACAACCUGCUGGAGAAAGACAAGGGGCUCCAGAAGUAUUUUGUGGACAUCAACAUCCAGAACAAGAAGCUGGAGACGCUGCUGCACAGCAUGGAGGUGGCACAGAAUGGGGCACUGAAGGAGGAGGGGGCCGGCGAGUCGGCUGGGGGGUCCCCAGCCCGUUCCCUCACCCGCAGCUCCACCUACACCAAGCUGAGCGACCAGGGGGCUGGGGACCGCAACGUGGGGGGCUCGCAGACCAUCUCGCUGGACGAGGGGGCUGACAGCGGCUUCGUGGGGGCGGAGGAGGUGCCCGGCCAUACGGACCCACUGGAGGUGGGGGGCGAGCCUGGUGCCCGCCUGCCCCCCAGCUCCACCUACGAGAAGCUGCUGGGGCUGCGGGGCGGCGUGGAGGCUGGGGUGCAGGCCAGCUGCAUGCAGGAGCGGGCCAUCCAGACAGACUUCGUGCCCUGCCAGCCCGACCUGGACACCAUCCUAGAGAAGGUGAUGAAGUCCCAGGCUUGCAGCUUGGGCAGCCCCACCUCAGCCUGGGUCUCUGAAAUGGAAGACAUGAUGCCUGGCCCCGAGCUCUCCAACCCCACCGGGGCCACGGACCUGCUGGUGGCCGAGCCUGAUGCCUCAACAGCGAGUGUCGGGGCCGAAGGGGGUGCCCCCUGCAACCCAGCGGUGCGGCAGCCCCCCAGCGCCAGCCCCUCCGUGGCCAUCGCCUGUGUGGUGGAGGAGGAGACGAUGGAGGCGACUGGCUGCGAGGCCGCCCCCUCCAAGAGCUAUUGGAGCCGUCACUUCAUUGUGGAUCUGCUGGCGGUGGUGGUGCCGGCAGUGCCCACAGUGGCCUGGCUGUGCCGCUCACAGCGCCGGCAGGGCCAGCCCAUCUACAACAUCAGCUCGCUGCUGCGGGGCUGCUGCACCGUCGCCCUCCACUCCAUCCGCAGGAUGGGCUGUCGCCCCGUUGCCAGCCCCAGGGGCAAUGCCCAGCCCUGACCCCCCUGCAACGCCCCCCCGCCUGCCCCAAGGACCUGACCACUGAUUGUAAAGCCCUGGCGUGUCCCCGCUCUCCCGGGGUCCUUCGUUGGCUCCAGCUCAUUAUG